GCCCGGUGGACUUGUCCGUGGCUUUGCCGUAGGCAGCUCGCUCCAGGUAGCCAUUCUCCGCUCUUCCGAAUAAACGGACUGUCGCUGUAUUUCCUGGGACCAGCCUGGCCACACUGCACGCUGGGUUUCUGGGUGGACGAGGGGUCCUGCAGCAGGUAGGCGAGAGGAUCCAGGACAGCCAUCAGGAGUUGCCUCAGGACGAGGGCCUCCCAAGCGAGCCAUGGCCCUCCCGUGGCUCCUCUGGACGUGGCUGCUGGUUGCCGGGACCCAAGCAGGUGUGCAGGACGGGGACAUGCGGCUGGCCGACGGGGAGGCUGCCAACGAGGGCCGCGUGGAGAUCUUCUACCAGGGCCAGUGGGGGACGGUGUGUGACAACCUGUGGGACCUCACGGACGCCAGCGUUGUCUGCCGGGCCCUGGGCUUUGAGAACGCCACCGAGGCACUGGGCAGAGCCGCCUUCGGGCCAGGCAGGGGCCCCGUCAUGCUGGACGAGGUGGAGUGCACGGGGACAGAGUCGUCGCUGGCCGAGUGCAGGUCCCUGGGCUGGCUCAAGAGCAACUGCAGGCACAACCAGGACGCCGGCGUGAUCUGCACCAACAAAACAAGUGGUGUCCACACCCUUGACCUGUCGGAUGAGCUCCCUGCCGCCCUCGAGCAGAUCUUUGACAGCCAGAAGGGCUGUGACCUGUCCAUCAGGGUGCAGCCGAAGGGCGGGGAGGAGGGCCUGGACAUGUGCGGCCACCGGCUGAUCCUGGCGACCAACCCCGAGGCCGAGGCCCUGUGGAAGGAGCCGGGCUCCACCGUCACCUUGGAGGUGGACGCAGAGUGCCUGCCUGUCGCCAGAGACUUUGUCAGGUAUUUCUACUCGCGGAGGCUGGAUGUCUCCCUGACAUCAGUGAAGUGCUUCCACCAGCUUGCCUCCACCUACGGGGCCUGGCGGCUGCGGAGCUUCUGCUCCAGCCUCUUUGCCGUCCUCCUGCCGCAGGACCCCUCCUUCCAGACGCCCCUGCACCUCUAUGCCUACGCGUUGGCCACUGGGGACCCUGUGCUGGAGGAGCUGUGCGUGCAGUUCCUGGCCUGGAACUUCGAGGCCCUGACGCAGGCCGAGGCCUGGCCGGGCGUCCCCCCGGCCCUGCUGCAGGCCCUGCUCUCCCGGAGCGACCUGGCCGUGCCCAGCGAGCUGACGCUGCUGGCGGCCGUGGACGCGUGGAGCCUCGAGGCGCAGCCCCCCCGCGGGGAGGUGGAGGGCCUGCUGCACGAGGUCCGCUUCCCCAUGAUGCUGCCCGAGACCCUCUUCCAGCUGCAGUUCAACCUGUCCCUGUACGGGGCCCACGAGGCGCUCUUCCAGAAGAAGAUCCUGCAGGCCCUGGAGUUCCACACGGUGCCGCUCGGGCUGCUGGCCCGGUACCGAGGCCUGAACCUCAGUGACGCCGCCUACCAGCCCCGCCUGUACACCUCGCCCACCUGGAGCGCCAACGUCUCGGGCGGCUCCCGGGCCGCGGCCCGCUACCCGUACAAUGCCUACCGGGCCACGUCUGGCUAUUGGUACAACCCGAGCUGGUCCUUCCAGACCCCGCAGCACCCCAGCUUCCUGUUCCGGAACAGCCUGGUCUCCUGGUCCGUCCUGUACCUCCCCACCGUGCAGAGCUGCUGGAACUACGGGUUCUCCUGCACCCCGGACGAGGUGCCCCUCCUGGGCCUCUCCAAGUCUGGCUACUCGGACCCCACCAUCGGCUACCAGAACAGAGCCCUGAUGGUCUGCCAGGGGCGCUUCGUGGCCGACGUCACCGAUUUCCUGGGGCAGAAGGCCCCGAUCCCGGGCGCCCUGGGCACCAACAGCUCCAGGAGCGCGUCUCUCUUCCCCUGCCCGGCAGGGACCUUCAGCACCUUCCAGGUGGUCAUCCGCCCCUUCUACCUGACCAACUCCUCGGACGUGAACUAGGCCGCGAGCGAGAGGGAGCGCGGGGAAGCCAGGCGCCGCCACCACACCGGCCACCAGAGGGCCCUCCCGCUUUCACGAUGCCUCUGAGCUCAGAGAAAGUACUGGAAGGUUUCAACUAAUGCUCACCAGCCAGCACAGAAGUCCUAGCUUCCCCGCUCCCCUUCACCCUCCACCCCCCACCCCUGGCUGGUUUCCAGGUCGAGACGCAGCAGAACGUGGGCGGGGCAGCUGCUGGGCUGUCCACGGGCCUCUCCCCACCCGGCCCUGCGCUGCCCCUCGUCCGAGGUCACUAAAAUCGCACUGUUGCUCA
Suricata suricatta (meerkat) is the source of this 2252-nucleotide messenger RNA. RefSeq names its product galectin 3 binding protein (gene LGALS3BP). Gene Ontology annotation, cellular component: membrane; extracellular matrix. NCBI's taxonomy places the organism in Eukaryota, Metazoa, Chordata, Mammalia, Carnivora, Herpestidae. The record is from RefSeq and is a predicted model, not a curated record. The coding region runs from base 221 to 1942 and encodes 573 amino acids. The transcript is spliced from 7 exons.